GCACCGAUGUAGACGGUGGAGAUGACGGCAACCAAAGAAGAAUUUGGCAUUGUUUGUGCCAUUGUCGUCACGAAAGAUCUCGUCUUGAUUUUUCGGUGCCACGCAUUCAACAAUGCAUCGCUCGCGACGACCACGCCGUCGAAUUGACCACAGCACGUCAACGCCUUCGCGGCGCCUUCCUGAAGCUUUGCGCUGACGUGUUUUGCGCUACCUUUCUCAAUCCCCUCUAUACCGAUCAAUCCCCUUUUCAAGAGAUUAGUCUACUUUUUAGAGAAUCGCCGAAAAUGAGCACCAAAGGCAAGUGGUUAACCAUCGAGCAGAAGUGCGAGUUAAUCGCGCAGCACCGGCGCGAGCCGGCCGUCAACUACACGCAGCUGGCGCUGUGGGCCAAGGAUCACUUCGAGCUGUCAGUGCCGCCGACGCGCCAGACCAUCCGCAACAUCCUUAAUGCGGCCGCCGACAUCGAGGCCAAGCGAGUCAGUGGCAAUGUGACGGCUAAAGGCCGCAGAGUUUGCGUACGCUCGAAGGAACUCGAAAAUCGACUGGAGCACUACGUCGAAGAUUCUCAGGCGCGCGGAAUGAGGCUAACGCGACGCAUCUUGCACGCGAGAGCCAGGGAAAUCCUCGACACGAUGGAAAACCCACCGCCCCAUAAUUUGUCGGUCGGGUGGCUUACUCGCUUCAUGAAACGCCACGGGCUGCGCUUCCAGAAGGAACGGGAGGGUCCAGACGAGGGGGAGGCGGUAGGCUGCGAACCUGUAGCUCAAGUGGCAGGAGCAGCACCUCACGCUGGGAACUUUCAACAGCAACCUGUCCAAGGACAAGAUGCAGAAGCAGAGCGCGCGCGCGUGGAAAACCUUCGACAAAAGGCCAAAAAGAGGCUGCGCGAAAUCGAAAAAGAGGCCAGGGAGAUCAGGAAAUAUCUUCGCAGACUCGAUGACGCCACGAACGCACAGCAGGUAUUAAUGCAGUAGGCUGCGAAUCUUUAUCAUUCCCAAUCCAUGCUCGACCGAGCGAGUAGCGACACCGUCUCCUCCUCAGUAUUUCGUCAACACCAGUAGUAUGCCUAGAUCUGUGACGUCUGUAGCGUAAGCUGAAGUCCUGUACUGCAACUUCGAUAUCGCUGAAAAUGCUGCUGUAUGCGUUGCUUGUGCUGAGGUGUCGCCAUGGCGCAAUAAGACGUCAACAGUACGCGCUCUUGUCCCUCCUCGAGAAAAUACCCAACCUUUAUAAAAUUAAGCAAACAAGAGUAAGUGCAAUCACGAAUCGAAAGCUCAAUCCAUCGGAUAUGCCAUUCUCACCUCGAUCAUUGCUGCAUCUUC
This is a messenger RNA of Phytophthora nicotianae INRA-310, 1322 nucleotides long. RefSeq lists its product as hypothetical. The transcript has a single exon. The coding region runs from base 285 to 974 and encodes 229 amino acids. The record is from RefSeq and is a predicted model, not a curated record. NCBI's taxonomy places the organism in Eukaryota, Oomycota, Peronosporomycetes, Peronosporales, Peronosporaceae.